Messenger RNA from Fomitopsis serialis, 2358 nucleotides. RefSeq lists its product as uncharacterized. Bases 1 to 2358 code for a protein of 785 amino acids. Lineage: Eukaryota; Fungi; Basidiomycota; Agaricomycetes; Polyporales; Fomitopsidaceae. The transcript is spliced from 12 exons. The record is from RefSeq and is a predicted model, not a curated record.
AUGUCUCAGCGCGAAACAAGGUCCACGAAGAAGCCCGCUGUGUCCGUCCCGACCAAGGCGACCUCGAGCAAAAAACCGGCAGCCAGACGAGGUUCACCAACGCAGGCUUCCUCGAGCAAGCAUGACGCCUCGGAACCAAAGCCCCUGCCCAGCAAGAAUGCGGCCUCGAGCGCAAAGCCCCCGUCUGGCAAAGGCGGGUCGACCGGAGCAACCCCACUAACCUAUCAGCAAAGCCUCAAAUUGAUGAAGGACGUGCUCAAGGUGCAGCGCCCUGAUCUGGCUCCCAAGGAGCUGGAUGUAAUGGCUAGGUCGAUGGUUGCGGCUGCGAACAAGAAGGGCAAAGCUGAGAAGGAUCGUUGGGACACUAUACAGGCCAACAGUGCCGCCAUGAUAGAUGAAGAACACGAAGGCAAUAUCGACAUGUUGGGGGAGAGUGGGCAGGAUGGCGGAGAGUCCACCGGGGAGGGCAGCGAAGUUGCAGUCAGGCGCAAGACCAAAGGAAAGGCGAAGGAAGGAGCCUCCUCUUCGAAGUCAAGACCGACGGCCAAGCCGCGCAAGAGGAAGGCCAUCGAUUCUGAAAAGGAGAGCAGUGAUGACGAGUCGGCUGCGGAGCCUGCCAACAAGAAGAAACCAAAGACCAACACGGUAGAGAUUGACUCACCAGAAGCUGCUGAGCCGGAGGAGGGUGACACAAUUGUGCUGAGGCAACCGGCUGCAGAGAAAGAUGAGAUUGAGGAACCCCGUGGUGCGAGGGCUCGCAAGCAAGGACAAAGUAUCUCCAAUGAGGAGAAAGCGCUUACCGAUCGACUUGGUGCAACGACUAGGAGAGCCAAGCCCGUGGGUCCUGUCCGGAGUGUCCUGCAGGGUGGAAGCAGGGAAGGGGUUCUCAAGAGGAAGGGUGGCCGAUUCAACGUGCCGUUGUCGGAUGCUGAAGAUCCGGUCGGUAGCCCUCAGCCCUCUGGAGAGAUUGACAGCGCGUCUGCCGGCGAACCGCCGGCGACGGUGAGUAAGGUCAAAGACGGGGCAUCUGGCAGCUUGGACGAUGGCUCCGGCGAUGAUAGCUCCUCUUACCAGCCCGAAGUUGAAGAGCACGAGGACGCCAGUGACGAGGAUCAGUUGGAUGAACUUGACGGAGCUGACGAUCUCAUCAUACAGACGAUCGACAAUGCGGACUCGAAGAACAAAGGCAAGGCCAAGGUGCAGAAAACCAGUACCAGGACCAAGGACGUCACAUCGACGCAGCUGCAGGACGUCAAGGACGUCAAGGACGUCAAGGAGCUGUUCGUGAAAGAGCCUGUCAAGAGCUUCCUGCACAAAGCAAUGCAAGAGCUGCGGGUCUACAUCGCCCUCGAGAAUGCGUGGCCGCGCUUGAAAGGCACCAGCAUGGAGAAGCUCACCAUCCCGAUCAACAUCAUGAACGACCUUCAAAUCCUGCAGAAGUACCAGACGGAUGAGUUCCAAAAGGACUUCGCCCCGCUGUGGUCGGAUGAGAAGAUCCAAGCGAAGAUGGGCAGAUAUGUCUACAGGGCGGCGGCGCAAAUCCGACAAGAACUGAAGCAGAAAGCAAAGCGUGUCGUGGAGAAGGAGUUGUUGUCCAUCAAGAUCUCGGACACCGGGUUGGAUGUGGUGAGUCGUACGGCGAAGCUGCAGAAGGCGAAGGAGGCACGCAUCAGGUUCCUGAAGCAAAACAAUACCUUCCACUACGGGAACGUGGAGCUGCCGGAUCCCGGCGUGGACCCUUCGCUAGCUAACUUGCAACAGCUAUGGGAAACCCCCGACCUCGACACACCAUUCCACAGCAUCGUCAUUGCUGAGGUGAUGGCCCGUCAGUGGUGGGUUGGGCAGCAUCCAGAGGCUCUCCGCAGUGAGAACCGAGAGCGGUUCGACCUUGAUGUCAUGCCGCCGUCGAGCAACAUGAUUGCCUUGACGUGCAGUGCAAUCUUGGUAGCCCUGGAUGAAUCUCUGAAGGGCAACUCAACCGUCGCCUUCGAGGAGAAGACUUAUGCGGCCGAGUUCGAUCGCUUGUUUGCAGGCAUCGAGAAGCUCCGUCGACAUGCAGACCCCAAUAGCCGUGCCUAUAAUGAGGGUGUCGCCGCACUCGUUGAGUCCUUGAAUGACACCCUGGUCACUAACAUCAGGGCCUUCGCGGGGAUUGCUCAAAGCUCGGCCCCGAAGCAAACCGGCAAGAGUGUCGAUGUGGACGAUGGCAUUGACUUGGGGCUGGUGAUCGGCCGAUGGAGCAAGGGCAAGGCUGCCGCUGCGACACCGACCACGGCAUCCACCGCAGCUGCCGACCAGGAAGCGGGUCCUUCGACCCAGCGUAAUCCUCCCACCGCGACCAAGGGCAAGAAAGCCUGA